Molecule: messenger RNA, 483 nt
Organism: Racocetra fulgida
Lineage: Eukaryota; Fungi; Glomeromycota; Glomeromycetes; Diversisporales; Gigasporaceae
Source: the annotation of a GenBank genome assembly
GAGAAGAUUCUUUAAAUAUAUUAAUCGCUUCUGAUGAACUUGAACUUCUUGAUCUUGCAGAAUGUGCACAAAUACACUUAAUUAAUAAGUGUUCACCAUGGUUAUUCUCUAAUCUUGUAACGUCAUUCAAUAUUAUUUGCCGUUAUAGUCAUUUUAAUGAAUUAUACAAUUAUGUCCUAAAUUUUAUAUUUAGAAAUCCUUAUUCUCUUUUCGAUUCAGCUGACCUUCAUUUAUUAGAUGAAUUAGCCUUGAAAUGUCUUUUAGAAAGUGAUGAUCUUGAGCUUGAGGAAAUAGAAAUUUGGAAUUGUUUGAUUAAAUGGGGUAUUUCUAAACUUGAUGAAAAUAUUGCAAAUUGGUCUGAUGAAAAUAUCAAAGAAUGGUCAGAAGAUCAUUUCAAUACAUUAAAAGAAACUAUCAUUAAUUGUAUUCCCUUAAUUCGUUAUUAUUAUAUUCCUAAAUAUUAUAUUAAAAACCAAAUUAAGC